Nycticebus coucang (slow loris) is the source of this 1332-nucleotide messenger RNA. RefSeq names its product high mobility group protein B1-like. The transcript has a single exon. Gene Ontology annotation, molecular function: DNA binding, bending. Gene Ontology annotation, cellular component: nucleus. The coding region runs from base 237 to 842 and encodes 201 amino acids. Lineage: Eukaryota; Metazoa; Chordata; Mammalia; Primates; Lorisidae. Gene Ontology annotation, biological process: regulation of transcription by RNA polymerase II. The record is from RefSeq and is a predicted model, not a curated record.
AAAACGUCUAUACUGCCCAAAGUGAUCUAUAGAUUUAAUACAAUCUUCAUUAAAACACUAACAUGGUACCUUGAAAAACUUGAAAAAAUAGUUCUUCAAUUCAUAUGGAACAAGACAAAAGCCCUGAAAGGCGAGCCAUUGCAGUACACUGAGCUCCAUAGAGACAGCGCCGGGGCAAGGGAGAGCCGGAUGGGCACUGGGCGACUCUGUGCCUCGCUGAGGAAAAAUAACUAAACAUGGGCAAAGGAGAUCCUAAGAAGCCGAGGGGCAAAAUGUCAUCAUAUGCAUUCUUUGUGCAAACUUGUCGGGAGGAGCACAAGAAGCAGCACCCAGAUGCUUCAGUCAACGUCUCAGAGUUUUCUAAGAAGUGCUCAGAGAGGUGGAAGACCAUGUCUGCUAAAGAGAAAGCAAGAUUUGAAGAUAAGGCAAAGGUGGACAAGGCCCGUUGUGAAAGAGAAAUGAAAACCUACAUCCCUCCUAAAGGGGAAACAAAAAAGAAGUUCAAGGAUCCCAAUGCAACCAAGAGGCCUCCUUCAGCCUUUUUCUUGUUCUGUUCUGAGUGUCACCCAAAAAUCAAAGGAGAACAUCCCGGCCUAUCCAUUGGUGAUGUUGCAAAGAAGCUGGGGGAGAUGUGGAAUAACACUGCUGCGGAGGACAAGCAGCCUGAUGAAAAGAAGGCUGCAAAGCUGAAGGAAAAAUACGAAAAGGAUAUUGCUGCAGACCGAGCUAAAGGAAAGCCUGACGCAGCGAAAAAGGGAGUCGUCAAGGCUGAAAAAAGCAAGAAAAAGAAGGAAGAGGAGGAAGAUGAGGAGGAGGAAGAUGAAGAUGAUGAUGAUGAAUAAGUUGGUUCUAGCGCAGUUUUUUUUCCUUGUCUAUAAAGCAUUUAACGCCCCUGUACACAACUCACUCCUUUUAAAGAAAAAAUUUGAAAUGUAAGGCAGUGUAAGAUUUGUUUUUAAACUGUACAGUGCCCUUUUUUGUAUAGUUAACACACUACCGAAUGUGUCUUUAGAUAGCCCUGUCCUGGUGGUAUUUUCAGUAGCCACUAACCUUGCCUGGUACAGUAUGGGGGUUGUAAAUUGGCAUGGAAAUUUAAAGCAGGUUCUUGCUGGUGCACAGCACAAAUUAGUUAUAUAUGGGGAUGGUAGUUUUUUCAUCUUCAGGUGUCUCGGAUGCAGCUUAUACGAAAUAAUUGUUGUUCUGUUAACUGAAUACCACUCUGUAAUUGCAAAAAAAAAAAAAAAAAAAGUUGCAGCUGUUUUGUUGACAUUCUGAAUGCUUCUAAGUAAAUACAAUUUUUUUAUUAAAAAAAAAAAAGCCCUGAAAGGCUAA